AUGAAGCCGGCAACUACAAAAUGGUGCGAUACUUCCUUCCCGGCUAAUUUCAGCUAUUUCCGGCUAUUCUCCGCUAUUCCGGGCUAUUCUCCGCUAUUUUCCGCUAUUCCCCGCUAUUCCCCGCUAUUCCCGGCUAUUCUCCACUAUUCACGGCUAUUCUCCGCUAUUCCGGGCUAUUCUCCGCUAUUUUCGCUAUUCCCCGCUAUUCCCGGCUAUACCCUGCUAUCCCCGGCUAUUCGCGGCUAUUCUCGGCUGUUCUCCACUAUUUCUGACUAUUCUCCGCUAUUUCUGACUAUUCUCUGCUAUUCCCGGCUAUUCUCUGCUAUUCCCGGCUAUUCUCCGCUAUUCCCGGCUAUUCUUUGUUAUUCCCUGCUAUUCUCCGCUAUUCCCGGCUGUUCUCCGCUAUUCCCGGCUAUUCUCCGCUAUUCACGGCUAUCCUCCGCUAUUUCUGACUAUUUUCCGCUAUUCCCGGCUAUUCUCCACUAUUCCCGGCUAUUCUCCGCUAUUCCCGGCUAUUCUUUGUUAUUCCCUGCUAUUCUCCGCUAUUCCCGGCUGUUCUCCGCUAUUCCCGGCUAUUCUCCGCUAUUCCCGGCUAUUCUUUGUUAUUCCCUGCUAUUCUCCGCUAUUCCCGGCUAUUCUCCACUAUUCCCGGCUAUUCUUUGUUAUUCCCUGCUAUUCUCCGCUAUUCCCGGCUAUUCUCCACUAUUCCCGGCUAUUCUCCGCUAUUCCCGGCUAUUCUUUGUUAUUCCCUGCUAUUCUCCGCUAUUCCCGGCUAUUCUCCACUAUUCCCGGCUAUUCUCCGCUAUUCCCGGCUAUUCUUUGUUAUUCCCUGCUAUUCUCCGCUAUUCCCGGCUGUUCUCCGCUAUUCCCGGCUAUUCUCCGCUAUUCACGGCUAUCCUCCGCUAUUUCUGA
Paramacrobiotus metropolitanus is the source of this 912-nucleotide messenger RNA. RefSeq lists its product as uncharacterized. NCBI's taxonomy places the organism in Eukaryota, Metazoa, Tardigrada, Eutardigrada, Parachela, Macrobiotidae. Bases 1 to 912 code for a protein of 303 amino acids. The record is from RefSeq and is a predicted model, not a curated record. The transcript has a single exon.